GGGAGGGAUCGGUUGCUGCUUUCCCCUGUCCCUACGUCGGCCGGUGAAGGUGAACGUCUCCUCCAGGGCAGCGGCUCUGAGAUUCGAGCUGUCCUUCCUUCCUUGACACCGUCCCGCAAUGGCUCCCGGAGCAGGAUCCAUCUUCGCCGCCGUCCCGCAGGCCCCGCCAGUGGCCGUCUUCCAGCUCACGGCGGAUUUCCGCGCCGACGGGGAUCCUCGCAAGGUCAACCUGGGCGUGGGAGCCUACCGCACAGAUGAGGGUCAGCCAUGGGUCUUGCCAGUGGUCCGGAAGGUAGAGAUGAUGAUCACCAAGGACACCAGCUUGAAUCAUGAGUACCUUCCCAUCCUGGGCCUGCCAGAAUUCCGUGCCAAUUCCUCACAAAUUGCCCUAGGAGAGGAUAGUCCAGCCAUCAAGGAGAACAGGGUGGGAGGUGUCCAGUCCCUGGGGGGCACAGGAGCCCUGCGUAUUGGAGCAGAGUUCUUGAGACGCUGGUACAAUGGAACCAAUAACACAGCAACCCCUGUCUACAUUUCUUCCCCUUCCUGGGAAAACCAUAACUCUGUCUUCACGGAUGCUGGCUUCAAGGAUAUCCGGACUUACCGCUACUGGGAUGCUGCAAACAGAGGUUUAGACCUCCAGGGAUUUCUGGAGGACUUGGAGAAAGCUCCAGAGUUCUCCAUUUUCAUCCUCCAUGCUUGUGCUCAUAAUCCAACUGGCACAGACCCCACACAGGAGCAGUGGAAACAAAUUGCUGCCGUUAUGAAGCGCCGGUUCCUGUUCCCAUUCUUUGAUUCUGCCUACCAAGGUUUUGCCUCAGGUUGCCUGGACAGAGAUGCCUGGGCUGUCCGCUACUUUGUUUCAGAGGGCUUUGAACUCUUCUGUGCCCAGUCCUUCUCAAAAAACUUUGGCCUGUACAAUGAGCGAGUGGGAAACCUGACUCUGGUAGCACAGGAUGCAGACAACGUACAGCGUGUCCUGUCCCAGAUGGAGAAGAUUGUCCGCACGACUUGGUCUAAUCCCCCAUCACAGGGGGCACGUAUUGUGGCUACUACGCUUACUACUCCAGAGCUUUUUCAAGAAUGGAAAGAGAAUGUGAAGACAAUGGCUGAUCGGGUCUUGCUGAUGCGGGCAGAGCUGAGGUCUCGGCUUGAGGCCCUGCGCACACCCGGGACUUGGAACCACAUCACAGAGCAGAUUGGCAUGUUUAGCUUUACUGGCCUGAACCCUAAGCAAGUCCAAUACCUGAUCAAAGAGAAACACAUCUACCUGAUGGCCAGCGGUCGGAUCAACAUGUGUGGCUUGACCACCAAGAACCUGGACUACGUUGCUGCCUCCAUCCAUGAGGCUGUCACCAAAAUAUAGUCAACGAGAAAUGACAGUUUAUUCAGGGGCAUCCAACUUUCUCCAGUAGUUUGGGAUGUUUUUAAACAAAAAGAAACCAGGGGUGGUGGGAAUUUAAGCAGAGAAGCAGCCAGAGGAAUGGAGGGGAGUGCUUAACCCUUUUCCCUCCUGCCACUCUUCUACUUGAAAUCUCCCACCCCACAAUAUGGGAAAGAGGGGGUAGUAUCUUUCUCUGCAGGUGUAAAACUGGCUGGAAAUUUUGAGUGGAAAAGUGACUAGGGGGAAAGUAGUUCCCUGCACUCUUCCCCUGCCAUCUUAACUUUGCAGUCUUAGCCCAAACCAUUGAGAGAAAGUCACACAGGCCUUUAUGUAACGUCUUGGCUUGCUUUUAGCAAUGCUCACAAGAGAACCUCCAUCCUGCAAUAUGUAGUUUCAUUAGCGAAGUUCACCUCCUUCAUCUCAAUGACUCCGUGUGGAUUGAAAAGAGCAAUUCUGUUAUGAAAGCAUCUCUCUUGUCUCUUGAGGGCCCUUGAUUUGUGUGCAUACAGAUUGUGGGGACUGACAGUGACUGUUUCUCUUUGUGAAAGCUGACGGUUUCAUACACCUUGUAUUAGUAGUGAAUAACUCGAACCUAAGCACAUGGGCCACUUCUGGCCAACUUGUGUGUCCAUUUGCACUUUAUGUAACCAACCCUCCUUGACCCAUGCCUGCUGCGGGAAAGGGGUUGUGUACUGUAGGAUGAAUACCCAGUGGUUAGUCUCGUUGCAUUGGCUGCAGCCUGCAUGGGCUAUUUCAGGGAACAAGGCUGGUGCUGCUACUUUUGGUUUCCAGUCUUACACAAGCUAAGAUUGUAAUCUUAAUGAACUGUACUUUUCUUGCCAUUACAACAAAAUAAAACAUUUCUUCAUGCCA
Molecule: messenger RNA, 2254 nt
Organism: Varanus komodoensis (Komodo dragon)
Lineage: Eukaryota; Metazoa; Chordata; Lepidosauria; Squamata; Varanidae
Gene: GOT1
Product: glutamic-oxaloacetic transaminase 1
Exons: 9
Coding region: 119-1363 (414 amino acids)
Biological process (GO): L-aspartate biosynthetic process
Cellular component (GO): cytosol
Molecular function (GO): pyridoxal phosphate binding; L-aspartate:2-oxoglutarate transaminase activity
Source: RefSeq, a predicted model, not a curated record